This is a messenger RNA of Medioppia subpectinata, 1161 nucleotides long. NCBI's taxonomy places the organism in Eukaryota, Metazoa, Arthropoda, Arachnida, Sarcoptiformes, Oppiidae. The record is from the annotation of a GenBank genome assembly.
AUGUCUGCAAACGAUUGUCUCAAUUGUGCGAAACAGUCGGAAGUGAUCGCCGAUCAGAAGAAGAAGAUGGCGUUGAUUGAGGUCCGACUCAAGGAUCUGGUGAUGGCCUACAAGAAGGUGUGCUCCGAAAGAGACAAUCUUCUGGCCAUCGGUUCCGCAGCUGUUCUGCCGUUAAAUGAUUUACACGAACAGCAGAAGAGGUUGUCGUCACUCGAGGCCAGUGUCUCAGAUAUGGCCGCCAUUUGUGGCAAAUACGAGUCACAGAGCGUUAAAGACAAGCAACUGAUCCACGAGUUGACACAAAAGUGCGAACAAUUGUCCACCGAUUUGUCCAAAUCUCACGAAACCAAUGAUACAAACGUUUCGCACAAACGGUCGACGAUAUGUGAGAAGACUUUCAGACAAAGAGGUAUACAAACGGACGAGUGGUUGGAAGCGACGGACGAGAGAGCGGAUCCAGUGAUGGACAAAGAGGUGAAACACACGGAAACACAAACAGAUGUGGUCUCAGAGUUUGAUGUGUUUAACGGCAGUAAUCGAAAGAGAACCGAAUUAGCGGUCGUUUUGCCCACACUUUCCGAAACACAACCAAAAGAAUGCGAAUCAGAUUUGGAUCAGUUGUCCGACAGAGAGACGAGUCCAGUGCAUAGCGUGGCGUCUAAUGGUUUAGACAAUUAUCCUGUGUUUGAGACGAACGGCAGGGAAAUGUGUGUCCAAAGCAGUGGUGACCUGUUCUCCGGGGCCAACACUAGCGGAGUGUCGCUCUUCUACGCCAACGAAUUGGCCCGAAAAGAGAUAGAUUUGGCGGAGACUCGCAUUCAGGCGCGCGAACACGAGUGCGCUCUCAGGGAACUGCUCUGGAAAUACAAUACUGAGAAAUACAAAUCCCAAACCCGUAUCAAUGAUUUGGAGAGAAAUCUGUCGCAAAUGUCUUCAAACCAACCGUUGAGUCAAUUGAAUGUGACUUAUAUUCGCAAUGUUUUGAUGAAACUCUUGAACACUAAAGACAAACAACAAAAACAGUUUAUGAUUAACGCUAUUCUCACAGCUUUGGAGCAAAAGGAUCGCAAACCUAAAUGACUUUCAAAUGCUUUUAUUAAUUCAAAACUAAUUGUAAAGUAAUUAACAAAUAAUUAUGUCAAACAAUAGCCAAAUCACGGG